GGCACGGGUAACACUAAGCCUCUCUCUUGGCUUCUUACCUUUCUGCGCAUGUACAUUUCGCUACCCCACGAUGGAUUCACCGUCAAAUUCAGAAGUAACCGAGGUAUUACCGACGUGGGGUGCCUUUCCAGCUGAGCAAUAUCUCCUACAGCACUGGGAUCCCUCCUGUUCUGAACCUCCGGUUGACCAGCGCCGCCGCUUGAUCCGCGACUUUGUGCACAUCCUCGACUCGAUUCCCCCGGAAUGGGUCCUUCCUGAUCCCCCCUCCACCGCGGUGGCGAUGGCUAUCGUCCCCACGCCGGCCCAGGUCCGCGACGUCCUGGCGCCCUGGAGACCGAGGCAGUGGCGGUUCGCCGUGCGGGAGGUGCUGCGCUCUAGCCGUCUCGAGCUAUCCGUCUGGGUGCGUACGCACUACGCGGCCGACCCGGCGGAGCGGGCCCGCGACGGCGAGCGGCUGAGGGGUUGGCUCGAGACGGACGACGGCUUCAACGCCAACAUUGAGAGCGACACCACGGAGGAGACGAUCCCCUGGCGCGUCCUGGAUGACCCUCUGCUGUUUGACUUUGGAGACGACUGGGAGCGCGUCUUCGAGGUGCUCCCCGAGUUGGCCGGGCCCGAACAAGGCCUGUCGCGUCGGUUCACGGGCCCUGAGGGGUGGGACCAAGGUAGAUACUUGGAAAGCUUGCAACAGAUGCUCCGUGAGAAUGUCAGCCGGAUGGAGACUCAGGAGGAGAAGCUUGAGGCGGUGGAGUGUGGCGGCAACGAUAUGCAGGUCCGAGCGGUCGACUCCUACCUGCUGCUGGCAGACGAAGAGGCGAUUUGCUGCGAUGAGGAGAUCUGGACGAUGGAUGACCAGAUAAGGAAGGGCAAGAUCCAGACCUCCGAGUUCUGGGACAGCAGCGAUGUUGGGACUAACCCUGGUGGGGCGCUGAACCCAAAGUACGGGGCCUUUGGGGAGAUUAGUCGCGAGUUAUACGGGGUAGAGGAUCUGCUCUAG
Messenger RNA from Phialemonium atrogriseum, 997 nucleotides. RefSeq lists its product as uncharacterized. The coding region runs from base 71 to 997 and encodes 308 amino acids. NCBI's taxonomy places the organism in Eukaryota, Fungi, Ascomycota, Sordariomycetes, Cephalothecales, Cephalothecaceae. The transcript is spliced from 3 exons. The record is from RefSeq and is a predicted model, not a curated record.